This is a messenger RNA of Paramecium octaurelia, 665 nucleotides long. The record is from the annotation of a GenBank genome assembly. Lineage: Eukaryota; Ciliophora; Oligohymenophorea; Peniculida; Parameciidae.
AUGUAUAUAUUAAUAUUACUAAUUGUGUAAGUAUAUUCAUACCACACUUUUUCUGAGAAUUCAAAAGUCAAAACACUCAACCAAACCGAGUUUUAAUAAUUGAACAUUGGUACUAAUCAUAUAAAUAAUUUCCUAGGUCGAGAUAGCCAUUCAUGGUUCAUUUUGUUUUACAGACCAUCAUGUCCUCAUUGCUAAAAAGUCCUUCCUGUUUGGGAAAGUUUCGCCGAACACAAUCAAACAUUGAGCAAAAUCGGUGCUGUCAAUUGGUACUUUUCAAAAUAAUGUUAGUGAGGUUGAAAAAGAUUUAUGUAAAUUAUUCUCAAUUGAUGCUGUACCAACAAUGAUUCUAAUUUCUGAAGGAGGAAAUCUUCAUCAUUAUAGUGGAAACAGGACAAAAGAAUCCUUUAUUCAGUUUCUUGAUAAAAAUUGGCAAAACAAUGAAACCGAGACCCCUCCUAAAGAGGAUUUUUCAAUAUUUGAUACAACCACGAUAUUCAUUUUGUUAUUACUAGUGUUGGUGGGUUUUCUUAUCUGGAUUUACUUCUAAGAGAAAUAUGAGUAUUCAUCAAUCAGCAGUUAAGCCAACUAGAGCUCGAUUAUAGAAAUGCAAGAAAUCAAUAAACCAAUAGAAAUUUGAUUUUAUAUUAUUGUUUAAUAUAUUUGGC